UAUGUGCUUCUGCAACAAGAACAUAAGGUAAACGCAAAUAAUCAUGAACAACAGAUGUAUUCCUAUUGCAUACAAGUAGUUAAAACAGGGACAACCUCAGAGACACGGGACAAAACUAUACGUGAUGAUAUCAAAGAAAGUGUAGCAAAAAAAGAUCAAACUCUAUGGAGGAGAAAUUCUGAAUAAUUAAUAAUAGCGACUCUCUUUAAAAAUGACCUGUGGUCCGAGAGAUAUAACCUUAAAAGUACCUUUAAGUAAAGCCGAUCGCAGGGGUACAUGAUUAGAAAUAUCUGAUGAUGGUAGUAAACAUAAGUAAUAAUGAUCAAUCUAAUAUUUAUUAUUUUCUAAGUAUUUUAAGGUACAAAAACGUAUACAAAAAACUAAUCUUAAAACAGAUCAAUAUCGUAUUAAUGUUGUGUAACUAUGUAUUUUUUUCAUCGCAUUGCAACGAAACUUAUACUUUAUAAAUUUUUAAACAUUGUCAAAUUACUGCAAAAGAUAAACAAAAAACAACAAAUAUUUCACUUGCAAACUUCGGUGAAAGACAUAAUGAAACAAGAAUGUCCAAAACAAGUUUGGAAGAAUAGCAAAAUAGACAACUCUUAUUCCGCUUCCCACCAAUUCGUCCCACAGGUAAACCCGUUCAUCGUCUAACGGGAUCACAUCCCAAUAUUCUGUUGACCAGUUCCGAAAAGUAUUUAAGGCAGUGAUUUGACUAUUUGAGCAUCAGUUUGCAUUAGGAAACGUUUGCAACAUGAAGUUGACCGUGGUUGUUCUAGCAGUUGGCUGCAUGGUGAGUUUAUGUAAGGCCAACAGUGACGCGAUCGGAUCAAAGUUCGUAAAAUCACAAGCAAAAUUUAACACCCCAUCGUAUGGUGUCAGUGAUACCGAUAAGUGUGGCUGCCAUGAAAUCGUAGCCAAGCUGAAGAAGGUUGAAUCGAACAUGCUGAAGCUCAUCCUGAACAUGCGCACCAAGUAUGGUUCCAUUUAUAGUGAACUACUCGACAUGAAGAAACACGUGAAGAGUGUGUCCUGGUUCGUCGGACAAACGUCGAAGACUGGCCAGAGAAUCAACGAACAGCUGUUGGGCUCUUCGAUUUCCCUGGCUCAAAUCAUGCAUUCGAUCAGAGAUCUUACCAUCGUCCAGCAGAGAUUAUUAACUAAGACAUUACUCACGGAAUCCAUUCUCACUGUGGAGAAACGCCAUGGGGAAUACAAACCUGCGGCACCUGAGGGAGACAUCGUCUACACGUCUUGUGACGAUGAGCGCAUCACUCAAACUGGCACAUACUUGGUCACGGAUGCGUUCGGCGAGCCUACGAAGGUAGUUUGCGUGCUCGAUUUCCAACCAGGCGCAUACACCGUCAUCCAGAACCGCCAGGGCGGUUCGAUCGAUUUCUAUCGCGGCUACAGUGACUACAGAGCAGGUUUCGGAGAGUUCGAUGGCGGUGAUUACUGGCUGGGUCUGGACCGCAUCCACAACAUCACUAGCUCCGGUGACUACGAGUUGUUCAUUUUGUUGGAGGACUUCGAGAAGAAUGUGACCUUCGCUCGCUACGAUAAUUUCGCCAUCGGUUCAGGUGACGACUUCUACCCGAUCACCAAGCUGGACGGAUUCAGUGGUCCAGCCGGGGAUUCUUACGGAUCGGUAGUAGGCGUACUGUUCAGUGCUUACGAUCUCGAUCUGGACAACAGUGAGAGUAACUGUGCGGUCUCGAACCGUGGUGCUUGGUGGUACACUGAUUGUGGCCAGAGCAAUUUGAACGGUCUUUAUCUGAAGGGUCUGUCUGGUAGCGCCACCGGCAUGUUCUGGGAGACUUUCCUUGGGGCUAACUACAGUCUCAUGAAGAGUCGCAUGAUGGUAAAGCGCAAGCAAGAGGCACCCACUACAGAUGGUACGACAACCCCAUCAGCAGAAAGUACCUCUAUGACAACCACAACAGCCGAAAGCACAACUGCCGAAAGCACGACUACUACCAUUUUUAUGUCCACGGUUCCCAGUUUUCCAACUACCGUAGAAACUACUCCGUCAUCAACCACCCCUUCGAGCAGUAGCUCUACGAUAACUACGCCUGGCCACGGUGUUACUACGACACCUCUGGUGUCCGAAGCUACCGAAACGACAAACAUGGCCACAGAAAACUCUUCUACCACAUUUCCUGAAACCAUGACUACAGCUAUGGAAGCAGACACUGCCGAAAUACCAGUUGUUACAGGGUUAUCCGGCGUUUCCAAUGGUAUUGGCGCCAUUGAUGAGUUGUUCUGCAGUUAUAAUUGUACAAUAUAUUUAAGGGGGGAAUUGAUAAACGUGUCUGAUUUACCAGCUAAGCUCAUUAAUCUAAACUGUGAAGUUCCCAUGCCAGGUAUUCCUUGCUGUACAAAGACCUGCAUUCCGAGCAAUUAGUCGUAUCAAUAAACUCGG
This is a messenger RNA of Anopheles funestus (African malaria mosquito), 2422 nucleotides long. Its product is annotated as fibrinogen-like protein 1. The coding region runs from base 755 to 2404 and encodes 549 amino acids. NCBI's taxonomy places the organism in Eukaryota, Metazoa, Arthropoda, Insecta, Diptera, Culicidae. The record is from RefSeq and is a predicted model, not a curated record. The transcript has 3 exons.